Molecule: messenger RNA, 288 nt
Organism: Ricinus communis (castor bean)
Lineage: Eukaryota; Viridiplantae; Streptophyta; Magnoliopsida; Malpighiales; Euphorbiaceae
Product: putative lipid-binding protein AIR1B
Exons: 1
Coding region: 1-288 (95 amino acids)
Source: RefSeq, a predicted model, not a curated record
AUGGCAUCCAAAGCUCAAGCAAUCACUGCCUUCCUCCUCUGCUUGAACCUCGUUUUCUCUAGCAUGGCGAGUGCAACUACCACUUGCUCCAUUGAUUACACCAAGCUGAAACUCGGAACCAGUUACUGCUCCCUUCUUGCUCCUCUUCUUGACCUUGACGCUGCCAUUUGCCUUUGCGCUGCCAUCAAAGCUGGUCUCUUGGGCGUUGUUGUCGACGCUGAUGCUACGUUGGGCGUUCUGCUCGCUGGCUGUGGAAAGACUCGCCCAUCUGGAUUUGUUUGCAAAUAG